AAAUGGUGUCUCAAGGGACUUUCCUUGACCCUAGUUUUGCUCUUGGUAACUCUAAUCUCACUUGGUGAAGCCAACAGCAACCGUAAGCUCCUGCAAACUCCCACCAACUACCAACCGCUACAUUCUCCUCUUCCAUCUCCGGUCUAUUCUCCACCGGCUGAUCUUCCUCCUCCUCCAAGUCUGGUUUAUUCUCCUCCACCUGAUCUUCCUCCUUCUUCAUCUACGGUCUAUUAUUCUCCUCCUGCUGAUCUCCCUCCUCCUCCUAGUCCGGUUUAUUCACCUCCGGUUGACGACCUUCCUCCUCCUAGUCCGGUUUAUUCACCUCCGGUUGACGACCUUCCUCCUCCUAGUCCGGUUUAUUCACCUCCUGUCGACGACCUUCCUCCUCCUCCUACGCCGAUUGAUCUUCCUCCUCCUCAAGCUUACAAAGCCUUCUAUUAUACGAGAUAUCCAUCACCACCACCUCCCACAAAAUCAUGGUGGUGGUUGUUGUGA
Messenger RNA from Eutrema salsugineum, 495 nucleotides. RefSeq names its product leucine-rich repeat extensin-like protein 1. The transcript has a single exon. The annotation marks the transcript as partial. NCBI's taxonomy places the organism in Eukaryota, Viridiplantae, Streptophyta, Magnoliopsida, Brassicales, Brassicaceae. The record is from RefSeq and is a predicted model, not a curated record.